GCGACUUACUGCAAACCUUUGGAAUUUUGGAACUAUAUUUAGAAAACCUGCGGGAACGAUUCAUCGCUUUCAAAGACGUACACGAAUUUGAUAGAAACCCAAAUCAGUAUAACAACAGAGCACUAUGUCGUUGAAGCCACGUCGUGUUGAUUUCAAUUCAACGUGGGCAACACUCCUUGAAACUGUGAAAGGUGUCAUCACCUGCGGACGAGUGCCAAGAGCAACGUGGACAGACAGAUUCCAUGAUGUCUACCAGCUGUGUGUGGCCUGCCCUGAACCACUGGGUAACAGACUGUACCAGGAGACGAAGAGUUUCCUUGAAUCACAUCUGAACCGUCUGAACACAGCUGUUCUGAGCUGUGGAGGGGAGAAUCUGCUGGCGACCUACCACAAACACUGGGAGCAGUACAGCCAAGGAUCCUGCUACUUAAAUCAGCUCUAUGGGUAUUUGAAUUCUACUUAUAUCAAGAAACAGAAAGUCAGUGAUGCAGAUUUAAAUUACGGUGGUUUUGCUUUGGAAAGUUUAGACCAUAUGCUGGAAAUUGGAGAGCUGGCUUUGGACACGUGGAAACGACUUAUGAUCGAACCUCUGAAAGGACAGUUACUAAACUUUAUCCUGCAGGAAAUAAAAAAUGAUAGGGGAGGUAAUUUUGUGAAUCAAACAGUUAUCCAUGGUGUCAUCAACUCUUUUGUCAAUGUUGAGGAAUACAAGAAGAAAUAUUCCAUGCAGCUGUAUGAGGAAUUGUUUGAAACCCCAUUUCUGCAAGAGACUGGUGAUUACUACAGACAGGAAGCGUCAAAACUGAAGGAUGCAUGCAACUGUUCAGAAUACAUGGAAAAGGUUAUACAAAAACUGGACAAUGAAGACUUUCGAAGUCGUAAGUUUCUACAUCCCAGCUCGUAUAACAAAGUGACUCACGAAUGUCAGCAGAGAAUGAUUGCCGACCAUCUUCAGUUCCUACAUGUGGAAUGUCGCGCUAUGGUUCAUCUUGAGAAAAGAAAAGAUCUGAACAACAUGUACAAACUACUGAAGCCCAUUCACUCAGGGCUUGGGGUUCUCAUUCAAGAGGUCGAAAACCACAUAAGACAAUCAGGCUUAGAGGCGGUGAAAAAUCUCAAGGGUGAUAAUAUUCCUAACCAGUUUGUUGAAUCGAUGUUGGAGGUACAUCAGAAAUCCACCGAACUGAUUCAGAGUGUGUUUCAUGGAGACCAGCAGUUUGUUGGUGCCUUGGAUAAGGCUUGUGCUGCAGCAAUUAACCACCGAACCAACCCGAAGUAUGCGUGUCGUUCUCCAGAAUUACUGGCCAAAUACUGUGAUACUUUAUUGAAGAAAAGUUCUAAAGGUACCUCCGAGACCGAGCUAGAUGACAAGCUCACCAGCUGCAUAACUGUGUUCAAAUAUCUUGAUGAUAAGGACAUAUUUCAAAGGUUUUACUCGCGGAUGUUAGCCAAGAGAUUAAUCUACAGCCAGUCAACUUCCAUGGAUGCCGAGGAAGCAAUGAUCAACAGACUGAAGCAAGCCUGUGGAUAUGAAUUCACCAACAAGCUGCACCGCAUGUUCACCGACAUGACGAUUAGCAACGAUCUCAACACCAAGUUUUCAGACUCUCUCAGAACUGACAAUGUUGAUCUAGGUGUUGGCUUUUCUAUGUUGGUCUUACAGGCUGGUGCAUGGCCCAUUGGUCAGACUAACCUUCCAACUUUUGCAAUACCUCAGGAAUUGGAGAGAAGUGUCAGCAUGUUUGAAGAUUUUUAUAACAAAAGUUUUAAUGGAAGAAAACUGACAUGGAUGCAUAGUUUUUGUAGCGUUGAUAUGAAAUUCAACUACACAAAGCGAGUGUACUUCGUGACGAUGGGCACGUUCCACAUGGCCAUUCUGCUGCUGUACAGCAACACCACCAGCCUGUCCUUCAAGGAAAUUGAGCAGCACACACAGCUCCCCGAGAAAGAACUCGUUAAACAGCUGCAGGCGUUAGUAGAUGCAAAAAUCCUGGAGGUCCAAGCAGAAAUUACUCCUCAAGUUUCCCUGUCAUUAAAUAUGGCAUAUAACAAUAAAAGAACAAAGUUCAAGAUAACAACAGCUGUUCAGAAGGAAACACAACAGGAGGUUGAAAUGGCUCACUCAGCGGUGGAUGAAGACCGCAAGAUGUACCUGCAGGCAGCUGUGGUCCGAAUCAUGAAAGCACGGAAAGUACUCAAGCAUAAUCUCUUAAUUCAGGAGGUGAUCAGCCAGUCCCGUGCACGGUUCAACCCGAGUGUGCCAAUGAUAAAGAAGUGCAUAGAGACACUGAUAGACAAACAGUAUUUAGAGAGAAUGGCCAACACGACAGACGAAUACAGCUAUGUGGCGUGAUGCACAGCA
Molecule: messenger RNA, 2362 nt
Organism: Gigantopelta aegis
Lineage: Eukaryota; Metazoa; Mollusca; Gastropoda; Neomphalida; Peltospiridae
Product: cullin-2-like
Exons: 21
Coding region: 125-2353 (742 amino acids)
Biological process (GO): SCF-dependent proteasomal ubiquitin-dependent protein catabolic process; protein ubiquitination
Cellular component (GO): Cul2-RING ubiquitin ligase complex; SCF ubiquitin ligase complex
Molecular function (GO): ubiquitin protein ligase binding
Source: RefSeq, a predicted model, not a curated record